AUGGAGCCGAGUGCCAAGCGGCCGAGGAUACUUGAAAGGGGCAAGACGCAGGAUGAGGAGUUGGACGAGCUGUUUGACACCGGCCUUUUCGACGAGCCGGCGCGGAGCUCCGAGGAGACGGAGCGGCAGCAGUUCUGCGAACGCCUGGUGGAGGACGGCUUUAAGAUCUCCGAGGAGGAGCUGCCGGAGCUCUUGGCCACGGUCCGCGACCGCGGGGCCGCGUGGGGCCGCAGCGCCAAUCUGCGGAGCUUGGCGCUGCUGGCGGCGUGCGUGGCGCGCAGCUCGCGCGGGGUGCGCAUCGCCUUCGUGGCGCAGGAGGGCUUGAAUGAGCUGGGCCAUGUGCUUAAGGAGGCAGUGACCUCCUUGGAGUCCGACCAAAAGGAGGAGGCGGGGAUGUUGGCGCUGGCGUGCUUGGCGUGCCUCAAGGCCUUGCCUUUGGGCAGGGCAGCCCUUUGGGAGCACCGGCAAGCCAUCGGCAAGCCCUUUGAUCAGCUGCACCGCUGGUGCGGCAAGACCACCACGGCGCUUGCGGCCGAGCUGCGGGCGCCCACGCUGGAGCUGUGCCGCAGGUGGCGCAGGCAGCCCAAGCCCGCGGCGCAGGAGCAGUCCCUGGAAGACAAGGCGCUGCGGAAGCGCGCCGUGGAUCUCAUCUCGCAGGGGCUGCAGGGCGUGGCUCGCGGCUCGCCGCUGGCCUCGCCCAUGGCCUCCCCGCUGCCGCCGCAGUCGCCGGCGCAGCUGCCCAACCACCUGGCGGCCGCUGAGGUGGAGAAUGCUCUUUGGGCGCGGUACGGCCGGAACAGAGCUGCAGAAUAUCGGCACCAUGCUCGCAUGCUGCGCACUAAUCUGGUGCUUCCCGGCAACGCAGAGCUCCGUGCCCGGAUCCUCUCAGGAGAUCUGCGGCCGGAGGAGCUGAUUUUGCUGGACUCCGACGCUUUGGCGCCGGAGGAGGUCCGCAAGAAGCGGGAGGAGCAGCGGGCGAAAGCCAUGAAGGAGUCCGUGGUGGAGGAGUUGGUGCCCAGGCGCCCGGACGGGGACAACACCUUCUUCGACCGCGGCGCGGAUCUCAACACCGCCCCUGCGGUGUGGGUGAGCCCAUCCAAGGACGAUGGGAAGGAGAAGGAGGAGGCCAAAGACAAGGAAGAGGUUCCUCGCAUGCUGCCGCCUCCCACGCCUUUCCAGCACGCGGGUCCGACGCCGCGUCUGGAGAUAAAGGAAGGGACCGAGGUGCUGGAAGUGAUGCCAACUCCUGGACCUAUCCAGGAGGAUGAUGAUGAGAUGGGGGUACUACGCUACCUCGCCUCGUCACCAUAG
Effrenium voratum is the source of this 1311-nucleotide messenger RNA. The record is from the annotation of a GenBank genome assembly. NCBI's taxonomy places the organism in Eukaryota, Dinophyceae, Suessiales, Symbiodiniaceae.